AUGUCUCAACCAACAACGUCCACUUCCUCAUCAUUGCCACCACCACCACGAAAACAAUCACCAACCCGAGCAUCAGGUGUUCGGCUUCCCAAACCACUCGAAAAUGCAAAUUAUCAAACAAAAAUCAAUUUAAUGUUCGCCAAUCAUAUCAUGUUCAAUCCAAUGUAUUGCAAAACAUGCUCCACUAAUGAACAUAUUCUGGAGGAUAGAUCGGAAGGUAAUUUCGUAUGUACCAAGUGUGGCUGCGUGAUUAGUCGAUUGAUAGACUUUGAAAAUAAUGAUUGGAGAGAUUUUGAUGAGGAUAAACCAAGUAAUUCUCGUGUAGGAAAUUCAACCUUAGAAGAGAAUGAGGAUGUAUUGAUAAUUAAUGAAUCUAGAGUGCUAGGAACUAGAAUUAAACCAGAUUCUUCUAAAUUGAUUAAACUAGGAAAGAUGAAUAUUGAAAAUGAAUUCCUCUCUGAAAUUUUCAAACAGGUUACAUCAAUUGUUGUGGAUCAAUUCAAAUUGGAGAGUAGAUAUACAUUUAAAAUUAAGGAAUUACUCAAAGAAAUUUAUUCUGAAAAUAGGAGAACGUUCAAUAACAAGACGAGGAAUCAAUGUUUAGCAGCUUGCUUAUUCUGUGGACUCAAAUCUGAGGGGAUUGGUAAGACAUUGAAGGAGUUUUGUGUGAUUUUACAUGUUUCAAAGGAGGAAAUAUCAAAAUGGGUUUCAAUCAUUCAGAAGAAUCCAAAAACUAAGGAGCUCAUCAAGACUAAGGAUUACAAUUCGCCUCAAGCAUUUGUUGAGGAUUUCUGUAAGAAAUUACAUCUUCCACCUAGUGCCAUUUCAAAGAUUAAGGAUUUGGUUGACAAGGCCAUUCAAUCUGAUCUGCUCUCUGGAAAAAGUCCAUCAACAGUUGCAGCUGCUUGUUUAUUCUAUUUUAUUUCCACCAGUACUGAUCAGAAAGUGACAAGUCUUCAAAUUGGAGAACAAGAAAUUGAAGGAGCUACAUCCAUUACUAGUAAUACAUUCAAGAAUGCUCUGGAUUCAAUUAUUACUGUAUUUAAGAAACAAUAACAGAGAUUUACUU
Molecule: messenger RNA, 1069 nt
Organism: Naegleria gruberi
Lineage: Eukaryota; Heterolobosea; Eutetramitea; Acrasida; Naegleriidae
Product: transcription initiation factor
Exons: 1
Coding region: 1-1056 (351 amino acids)
Biological process (GO): transcription preinitiation complex assembly; transcription initiation at RNA polymerase II promoter
Cellular component (GO): transcription preinitiation complex; nucleus
Molecular function (GO): RNA polymerase II general transcription initiation factor activity; TBP-class protein binding
Source: RefSeq, a predicted model, not a curated record